UUGUGUACAAUUUACCGCGCGGUUUGAUGAAGCGGAGUGUUUUUGCUCAAGAUUUCAGUAUAAAAUAACUAUUUCUGUGGAGUAUUUAUUCUUCGUAAUAGUAGCAACACUGGUGCAUUGGGAUUUGUCCGAAGAUUUGUUGCAUCACGCGCACGCGAAGCUCCAAGGAUACAAAACCGACGAUUGUGUGUUUACCGGCAGUAAACACAGGCACCGAAAUCAAAGAAGGCUUGUUAGUUUGUGCAACCAGUUCGACCAGUAGAAUCUACAGAAAUGAAGAUUGAAGAAGUGAAAAGUACGGUGAAAACCCAGCGAAUUGCCGCUCACAGCCACGUGAAGGGGCUGGGACUGGACGAGGCCGGAGUUCCGUUGCAGAUGGCAUCCGGGUUGGUUGGACAAAAGGAUGCCCGUGAAGCAGCCGGCGUUGUGGUGGAUCUGAUUAAGUCGAAGAAGAUGUCCGGAAGAGCGCUACUGCUUGCUGGACCACCAGGUACCGGCAAAACGGCUAUUGCGCUAGCCAUUGCACAGGAGCUCGGCAACAAGGUACCGUUCUGUCCGAUGGUCGGUUCGGAAGUGUUUAGUAGCGAGAUCAAAAAGACGGAAGUGUUGAUGGAAAACUUCCGCCGCUCGAUUGGGCUGCGUAUUCGCGAAACGAAGGAAGUUUACGAAGGGGAAGUUACAGAGCUAACACCGGUCGAGACGGAAAACCCGAUGGGCGGGUAUGGCAAGACGAUCAGCAACGUGGUGAUUGGAUUGAAAACGGCCAAAGGAACCAAACAGCUCAAGCUGGAUCCAAGCAUCUACGAAACAUUGCAGCGGGAAAAGGUCGAAGUAGGCGAUGUGAUUUACAUCGAGGCAAACAGUGGCGCUGUGAAGCGACAAGGACGCAGCGACAACUUCGCCACCGAGUUCGAUCUGGAAACGGAAGAGUAUGUGCCACUGCCGAAGGGUGAGGUGCACAAGAAAAAGGAAGUAGUGCAGGAUGUGACGCUGCACGAUCUGGACGCGGCCAAUGCACGUCCCCAGGGCGGCCAGGAUGUGCUUUCGAUCGUGGGUCAAAUGAUGAAACCGAAGAAGACGGAAAUCACGGACAAGUUGCGCACGGAGAUCAACAAAAUCGUGAACAAAUACAUCGACCAGGGUAUAGCGGAGCUGGUCCCGGGUGUGCUUUUCAUCGAUGAGGUACAUAUGCUCGAUCUGGAGUGUUUCACGUACUUGCACAAAUCACUCGAAUCGGCCAUCGCUCCGAUCGUUAUCUUUGCUACGAACCGGGGCCGCUGCGUAAUACGCGGUACGGACGAUAUCGUUUCUCCGCACGGCAUUCCACUGGAUCUGUUGGAUCGUUUGCUGAUCGUCCGUACUAAACCGUACAACACAGGCGAGAUGGAACAAAUUAUACGUCUGCGGGCACAAACCGAGGGUUUGAAUGUGGAGGAUACCGCCAUACAAGCGUUGAGUGAAAUCGGUUCGAAUACGACGCUCCGGUACGCUGUGCAGCUGAUGACUCCGGCCAACCAGACGAGCAAGGUGAAUGGGCGUACACAGAUCACCAAAGACGAUAUUAUGGACGUACAUUCCCUGUUUUUGGAUGCGAAGCGAUCGGCAAAGUUUUUGCAGGAAGAAAACACGAAGUAUAUGAAGUAAGGGGUCCCUAGAUGUAAUGCCCUGAUGAUGCAUACUGACACACACACUAAUCAGAUCAUAUGAUAUAAAUAAAACAACCGGACAGGAGUUCCGUACAAAGUAAAAUAA
Anopheles funestus (African malaria mosquito) is the source of this 1752-nucleotide messenger RNA. RefSeq names its product ruvB-like helicase 1 (gene pont). The record is from RefSeq and is a predicted model, not a curated record. The coding region runs from base 274 to 1644 and encodes 456 amino acids. The transcript has 2 exons. Gene Ontology annotation, molecular function: DNA helicase activity; ATP binding; ATP hydrolysis activity. NCBI's taxonomy places the organism in Eukaryota, Metazoa, Arthropoda, Insecta, Diptera, Culicidae. Gene Ontology annotation, cellular component: R2TP complex; Ino80 complex; Swr1 complex. Gene Ontology annotation, biological process: chromatin remodeling; box C/D snoRNP assembly; regulation of transcription by RNA polymerase II.